Messenger RNA from Athene cunicularia (burrowing owl), 4976 nucleotides. It is a transcript of the gene ISM2, whose product is annotated as isthmin 2. The coding region runs from base 2652 to 3890 and encodes 412 amino acids. NCBI's taxonomy places the organism in Eukaryota, Metazoa, Chordata, Aves, Strigiformes, Strigidae. The transcript has 6 exons. The record is from RefSeq and is a predicted model, not a curated record.
GGAUGUGGGUUUGACUGUCUCCACAAGAGAUAUUGUUACUUUCCAUGUUAGAUUGUUCCUGUAGUUAAUCACCUACGGCGUUAAAAGCAUGAUCCUUAUUCCUCAGUUGAAUUAUCGUCUGGCUUUGAUUCAGACACAUUGGUUCAUAUUAUGUGUUUCUGUUCUGGCUUAGAGAGUUUCUGGUGCCUGAUGGAUUAUUGAUUUAAAGAACUGGGAAAUCAAGUCAUUACUUUCUCUUUUUAAUGUGACAAACAAACUGAGUUGUACAAGUCGUUCACUGGUAAAGUCUUUCCAUCCCUUUGAAAUGGUUAUGCAGCUGCUAUCUUCGCCAGCUUCACAUUUCUGAGCAAUUUUAAUAGAAUCACAUGGACUAGAAAUGGGAAAAUAUCAGCCUUUAGUCUCUAGAGAAAUGAUGUGUGACCUUUCCCCACACCUUUUCCAUACAUUCUGUUGCCCAUGUUAUGUAUAAUACAAAGUAGGCACAACGCCGGGGUGAAUCGCUGACAGGUUCCUUCCCCUUCCUAAAAUCUCUGCUGAGCUUGUGCCCCAAGGUGUGGGGUCAGUCCUACAUGCAGGAGAGCCUGGACUAUGUAGGAAGGGCUCCUGGGCUGGUGGGGAGGCAGGUGUGAUCCUGCUUACAGCCUUCACUCUAAACAGGGUCUUCAUGAACAGAAAGUGCAUGCUCUUUCCUGGAGUGCUGCCCCAGAGUUUCUCUCAGGUUCCUGCCCUGGAAAGCCUUAUUCCCAGACAGGCAGGAUGUCCCAGGUGUAUGCAGGAGGCGCUGUGGCAAUUCUCCCUUCGGUUUUUUUCCUUUGCUUGGUGCUGGCUGGUCACAGGAGAGGGCUGGAGCUUGGCUGUGAAAUACUGAUGGCUUCCUGGCACUGCACUCUGCCUCUGUGGUUUGGUGGCACUUGUCCUUCCCUGGUGGCAGAAGGAGAAAGGCGCUGCUGACGACCAGCUCUACGAUGGUUUGCAGCCUCUCUGCUGUGCUUCAUGGAGAGUGAGGGAGUAGAGUUUUCACUAUGGAGAGGCUAGCUCUUCUCUUCCCUUAGCUGAUUUAUUGCAGUGGCUUAGCUCCGGGCCUGACGGCUUUAUCCAGCUGUUCGCUGGGCAGGGCAGAGGAGAGAGUGGGUGUCACAUGGCAGGACUGCGACCCUCAAGGGCAGUUGCCUGCAUGGCUGGCAGGAGACUCUUGGUGACAUGAAAAAGACACAUCUGCCUGUCAGGAUCACACUGCCAUGAAUGCUCUGAUGGAGAGGGAGCACUGGGCCUCACAGGACCUUGCUAAAAUCCAUGGCUUGAUCACCUGGAGCAGGGCACUGAGCAGGACCUUGCUCAGGAGAGACAUCUUCUGAUGCAGGGACAAAUUUUAACCCAACAAAGCCUCAGAGUGAUACAGACAUUAACAGAAUGAGAAGGGCUCGGUGGUACGGUGCAGUGACUGUCACUGAAGGAUUCUGGGCCAUACAGGGUGGACACCCCAGGGUCUUUGCACUGCCGGAGGAUUUGGGAGCCGAGGAAGUUCUGUUCGCCCUGUAAUUCUCUUGCAGCCAAUUCCUCUAGAGCAGUUUUAUAUUUUCCCUGUGGGAACAGUACUCUGAAUUUCUUGGGCUUGUUUGGGCGUAAAAUCUGAAUUAGGCACUGAGUGUAAGUUUGGAGACCGAGUUUGUUCCUGGCUUGCUUGCUCUUAUGUCCUUGGGUGAGUUUGGAUCUUGUUGCUAGAAGAGACCUUGCUUUUCAAGUGUAUUAAAUUUGGGUUGUCUGUGAAAUAAGCUUACUCAGCCCUGAUAAGCUCAUUGCAGAUUAAGCAGGAGCGCCAGCCUUGCAGGGCUGUUGGCAGCAGCAGGAGUUGCGUUGGGCACACGCAGCUGGCAGCAAAUCCAACAUCGGCAGGUGGUGUUGUGCAGCCAGCACCAGGACUCAGCCAGGUUGCCUGCUGAGUCCCCCUUGCUGUUUCUGCUCUGCCUGGGCUCCUCCAUGCUCCCUGCCCUGCUCCAAGGCACAGGAGGAGAUCUAGCAAGGGGCUGAAGCACCAAAAGACAGGCAGGGGCAAAGCCGGGCAUCCUUCCCAUGGAUGCUUCUCAGAACCUUUGUGGUUUUGGACAGGGGCAGAGGGAGCCGGGAAGGGAAGUUGCAGGCAGAGGAGUCUGUCUGUGCCCACGUUUGCUGCCAGCAGUGCUACAGGAGCCCUCCUGGCCAGGGUGAGCCCCAGACACUCUUGCCAGGCAGUACAAGCUCCCUGUUCCCCACAGCCCUCUCUCCUCCGAGCCCAUCUGGUGAAGUCUGUCACUGGCCCUUCCCUGGGUCCACCCCGCUCUGGGCAGCAGCCAAGGGACCAACAGAGUCCCUGCUGCUCUUUUCCCUCCCCCGGGGAUGGGGGGGUCACGGGCUUUGAUGUGCGGGUACGGGGCUGGGGACAGGCUGUGUGCGCUCAUGAGAGCCUGGCCAGGCUCCAGCUGCCUUUGAAGUGCUCCAGUGAUCAGGAUGAAAGGGAGGGGGGAGUCCUACCCCAAACCAUCUGGCUCUAAUUGCAGGUCUCUGCCUCAUCUGACCCCCGUUCAGCAGGGGACGAGGAGCUGCUGCCAUCAGGCAAGGCGCAGGGGCUGAGGCGGAGCGGGCAGGCUGGCCUGCGGCGGCACAGGCGCCGUGGGAUGUCUCAGCAGGCUGUCAGAAGCCCAGCAGUGCCCCAGCCCGGUGGCACUGGUGAGGAGGAGAGCCUGCCCUUCAUGCUGGACCUGCAGAGCUUGCCAGGGCUGGCCAACGUAGACCUGAGCGCCCAAAACCCCAACAUCCAGGUGACCAUCGAAGUGGUGGAUGAUCCUCAGGCUGAGAUGGAGAUGGACUUGUUGAAGGAGACAAGCAAUGACUGGUCCCUGACAUCCUCUGAGUGGUUGUCCCACAAGGACCUUUUCUGGCCCCUCUUCUGGGAAUACACUGACCCUGCUGAGGAGGAGGAGGAGGAGGAGGAGGUGGAAGAAGAAGAGGAUGACAACCUGGAUGUAGGGGACAGGGAGGAGGAAGAGGAGGAGGAGGAAGAAGAUUACACAGCAGAGUAUGAGGAGGAGGAGUCCAUGCUCAGUGGAGUGGGAGGUGACUGGGACCAGCGAUGGCCUGGGCAGAAGAACUGGAUCUUUAAGGAAAAAUAUAAUUACGACUAUGAAGAUGAGGAGGAGUGGAGCCCAUGGUCCCCUUGCAGCAUCACCUGUGGCAGUGGCAACCAGAAGAGGACUCGGUCCUGUGGCUACGCCUGCACAGCAACGGAGUCAAGGACCUGUGACCUGCCGCGCUGCCCUGGAGCAGAGGGGGAAAUGGUCUUCCCCACAGAGGAGACACCUUUCAAAAAUGACAACACCACAGAGCUGUUCAACUCAGAGGUGGACAGCUGUGAGAAGUGGCUGAAUUGCAAGAGCGACUUCCUCACCAAGUACCUGAGCAAGGUGCUGACGGAUCUGCCCAGCUGCCCCUGCUCCUACCCACUGGAGGCUGUCUACAGUGCCGUCAACCUGCGGGAUGACCAGCAGGGCAAGAGCUUCCGAUGGCGGGACGCCAGUGGCCCCAAGGAGCGCCUGGACAUCUAUAAGCCAACGGCACGCUUCUGCCUGCGCUCCAUGCUCUCCCUUGACAGCACCACCCUGGCUGCCCAGCACUGCUGCUACGAUGAGCACACCCGCCUCAUUACCCGCGGCAAGGGGGCCGGUGUCCCCAACCUCAUCAGCACAGAGUUCUCCCCAGAGCUGCACUACAAGGUGGACAUGCUGCCCUGGAUCCUCUGCAAGGGCGACUGGAGCCGCUACCACGCUGUCCGGCCUCCCAACAAUGGGCGACAGUGUGCUGACAACCCCGCUGAAGAGGAGUACCUCUCUCAGCUGCAGGAGGCCAAGGAGUACUAGCCUCAGCCAUGCUCAGAGGAGACAUGGCCACUGCCAGCUUCCACCCCGGCCCAGCCUGGCAAAGCCCCAGCCCUGCUCAUGGGCUCCUCGCUGGUGCCAGGCAGAGUGGAGAGAUGCACCGUCCAUCUCAUCCCCUCAGAGGGUACCUCGGCCCCCCUCAGCUUUCUGAGGCUACCGCAGUGCGAUCCCUGCUGUGCCACCCAGGGCGGUCCCACACCCCAGGGUGCCUGGGCUGGUGUGCGGGGAGCCGCAGGGCAUGGGAGGUGUAAAGAGAAUGGGGGACUGCUCCUGUCUGCUUUUAUUCUCUACGAUCUUUCAAUGCAACCUGAAAGCUGAGCGUGUGCAGGGUGAAAUGGCCUCAUCUCUUGCUGCCUUCACACCAUGUCUGAGGAGCUGGCCUGCUGCAGGCAGAGGUGCCUGCUCUUGCCUGUACACCUACCCUGGCACACACUGGUCUACUUCUGAAAUGGGAGGUGGAUCCUCCUAGGGAGGGACAGGCUGUCCCAGCCAUGCGUACAGAGCAGGGCCUGUUCUCUCCUCAGGUUUUUGCAUGCAUGGUUGGGGAGGAGCAGGGAGAUGCUAAGCAGGAUUUCAUGGGUCUGGGGGGACAGGAGGAGACUGGCCACCUGGGUUCCCCUGGCAAGAGUGCGUUACCACCACGGUUUUUGCUGUGAAAGGCUAUACUGGGUGCUACAGCCAGACAUGGGUGGACCUCAGAGGAGGUCAGCACAGGGGGACACCACCUAUGUGCAUUUCAGCCUCUCCGUCUCAGUGCUUGGAGGAGCAGGGUGGCAGCACCCAUGCAACUUCCCACCACCAGCCUGCCUCCACACCUCAACUCCCCAGCAGCCCCCCAUCAGGUUUCAGUGCUUGGGAGCACCCAUGACACAGCCCAGCAGAAAGUCCUGCAUUUCCCACCCACAGCCCUUUCAGGGGCAGGAGGCAGCUCAGCUACCACUUAAUGCUGUUGCUGGAAAGGAGCAAAAGGCACCAAGCCAAGAUUUUCAUGGGGAUAGGAACAAGUCGGGUGCUGCUGGGAGCACACAGCAUUGCCCCUCUCUGGUCUACUGCUAGCCUUUGGCCCUG